Molecule: messenger RNA, 873 nt
Organism: Emiliania huxleyi CCMP1516
Lineage: Eukaryota; Haptophyta; Isochrysidales; Noelaerhabdaceae
Exons: 1
Coding region: 316-537 (73 amino acids)
Source: RefSeq, a predicted model, not a curated record
CUUGCGCCGCCAUCUACGAGGUGGAGUGGUCGCUGCUCCUGCUGCUGCUCGGCGCGGUGGCGUGGCUGCUGACGGUCCUGUACCUCGCGACGCGCCGCCACAAGUACAACCUGAUGCUCACGCUCGCGGCGAUGAAGCAGGAGCUCGCCGACGACUCCAAGAGCAUACUCGACAGCGACGGCGACCGCCGCGCGGCGCCUCGAGUCGACGCCGCCCUACCGCCCACCCACACACCUCCCCGCGCCCCUCGCACCCGCAGGCGACGGCAAGGUGAGCGAGAGCGAGAGGGCGGGCGUGGGCAAGGGCUACCUGGCGAUGCUGGGCGAGCAGCUCGCCCCGCGCUCGUUCGCCCCGCGCGCCCGCGGCGGCAGCCUCUCGGUGACCACCACGCCCAUGACCCCUCCCGGGAGCGCGCCGUCCACCCCCUUCAAGAGGUGCCCGGACUCGCCGAAGCCGAGCCCGGACUACGUGAUGCAGGAGCGCGCCAGGUUCGCACAGAUCUCGGCAAAGACCGCGCGCAAGGUGGCCAUGCUGUGAUGGCGCGCGGCCUGCUUGGAGCCCUCGAGCCGCACAUGCAGACGUACCGCAGAGCCUGCGGCUUAUUCGUACACGUACUGAGUGAGCUGAGAGCUGCGAGGGUCCGCCCGCAGGCGCGUUUUAUACCCCGAGCACUUGGAGCACUUGGAGUGCAGUCGGUAACCUCACAUCCAGGGCCGGUGAGCUGAGAAGCGCAUCCAGCGGGCCGGAUGAUCGGUAUCGGGUUACGGGCAAGAGAGCCCUAGCCCCGGGGGUGCGCGUUCGCAGGGCAAGGGCCUUAAAGUAAACACGGGUCUCCGAGGGUUAGCUCCGCGCUCCAGGUUUCCCCUUAACUGC